This is a messenger RNA of Seminavis robusta, 840 nucleotides long. The record is from the annotation of a GenBank genome assembly. Lineage: Eukaryota; Bacillariophyta; Bacillariophyceae; Naviculales; Naviculaceae.
AUGCUCGUUUACGGCGCCAUGGAAGGGAUCAAGUGUCGCAAAGCAGCCACAGCACAAACAAUGACCAAAGACGCUGUGUACAAUCCUUUUGCUCACCGCACUACUAGUGUCUGCCCCAAGGACGCACCGUACGACGAUCCUCUCGACGCCAGCGAUUCCAGUCUCAAUUUGGAGAACAUGAACGACUGCUGUUCAUCGACCAAAAAGUCGGCUGCCACGACGGUCAAGAUUCUGUCGCUCGUCUUGGUCGGCUUUGCCGCGGGACUCUUGUAUCAUUUGGUGAUAGCUUCGCAAUCAACGACUGCUCCAGUGUCGUCUCUGACCGAAGUAAUGGAAGAACACGAAUUUCUGACGGACGAUUUGAUCAAGAAAUUGGCGUCGGCCAAUCAAUUUCAAGAACAAGAAAUUGCCGCCCUCAAAGAACUCCUUGUCCAGCAAGAAGCAGACCGACGUUUGGAACAAGAACGCAUUCGACAAGAACAACACGAGGAAGAAAUGGCACGACGACGCAUGGAAGACAAUGAACGACAAGAACGGUGGCGUCGACAACAAAUCCAACGACGACGCGAUCAACAAGUGCGAGACGAACGACAACGACAUCACGAUGCGUUGGGCGUGUACGUUCCUCCAAUGGAACAGCCGCGAGGCAUGGACGCGGAACAACAGUAUCAACAACACUAUCACGAACAAUUCCCACAACCAGCCAAGAAGAUAUUCGACAUGACCAAUCCACAAGUCGCGCAAGCAAAGAUUGUGGGACACAUUGAUCAAGAAUCGGGUCAAUUUGUGCGGCACGAACGAACCAAUCUUCGUGGAAACAACAAUCCUCCUCAGUCAUAG